Aspergillus clavatus NRRL 1 is the source of this 738-nucleotide messenger RNA. Its product is annotated as dienelactone hydrolase family protein. The record is from RefSeq and is a predicted model, not a curated record. NCBI's taxonomy places the organism in Eukaryota, Fungi, Ascomycota, Eurotiomycetes, Eurotiales, Aspergillaceae. Bases 1 to 738 code for a protein of 245 amino acids. The transcript is spliced from 4 exons. Gene Ontology annotation, molecular function: hydrolase activity.
AUGGCAUCCAACCCCCCCGGAGCUUGCUGUGCCUCUGGCUUCAAGCAUGAAGGCAACCCAGUUGGCGAAAUUAAGAAGAUUGAGGGUGUCGAGGCCUACUUCUCGUACCCCAAGGACAACAAGAGCCCCGAGAAGGCUGUUCUCAUCCUGAGCGACAUCUUCGGAAUCUAUGUCAACGCCCAGCUCCUUGCCGACGAGUUAGCCGCCAAUGGAUACCUCGCCGUCAUCCCCGAUCUCUUCCGGGGCGACGCCAUCAAGGUCAGCGAUAUGGAGUCCGGCAAGGUCAAUAUCACCGCCUGGAUUACCAAGCACCAGAUCGCCGAUGUCGAGCCUGUUAUCGAGUCCUCAAUCAAGCACCUCAGACAAGAGCUCGGAGUGAAGAGGAUUGCUGGCGCCGGUUACUGCUUUGGUGGCAAGUAUGUCUGCCGCUUCCUGAAGCCUGGAAAGAUCGAUGUUGGUUACACCGCCCACCCCUCCUUUGUGACCAAGGAGGAGCUUGCUGCCAUUGCUGGCCCCUUGUCAAUCGCUGCUUCUGAAAUCGAUCAGAUAUUCAACACUCAGCUCCGCCACGACUCUGAGGGUAUCCUCAUCAAGACUGGCCAGCCCUGGCAAAUCAACCUCUUCAGCGGCGUGUCCCAUGGCUUCGCUGUUCGUGCCGACUUGAACAACAAGCACUUCAAGUGGGCCAAAGAGCAAGCCUUCGGCCAGGCGGUUGCGUGGUUCAACCAGUAUCUAUAG